Messenger RNA from Coffea arabica (coffee), 2296 nucleotides. NCBI's taxonomy places the organism in Eukaryota, Viridiplantae, Streptophyta, Magnoliopsida, Gentianales, Rubiaceae. The record is from RefSeq and is a predicted model, not a curated record.
AGCGGCCAGCGUGGGAGUUUACGACUGACAGAGGAAGUCUGGCGGAGACGAAGGGGUGCUGAGAGAGACAUUGCGGACAAAUUCGGGGAAAGCAAUCAAAGAAAAAUCAACCGGGAAAGAUACAGUUCUCGGCAGAGUAUAAAACGUAAAGAAAAGGGAGACAAAAAGGAAAAGAAAAAAUAAAGAAAAGAAAAGAGCCCAAGCCACCGGGGACAUCAGUAGCAUGGACGAGCUGCAGAUAUCUCCGGCAGAUUCUCGGGAGAGUCCAGGGAAGGAGCAGCAGGCGGCUGGAGUUGGGAUUCUCCUUCAGAUCAUGAUGCUCGUGCUCUCUUUCGUCCUCGGCCAUGUCCUUCGGCGUCACCGCUUCUAUUACCUACCCGAGGCUAGCGCCUCCCUUUUGAUUGGUCUGAUUGUUGGUGGACUGGCUAACGUUUCCGAUACAGAAACUAGCAUCAGGGCUUGGUUUAACUUCCAUGAGGAGUUUUUCUUCCUGUUUUUAUUACCUCCAAUAAUCUUUCAAUCAGGAUUCAGUCUUCAGCCGAAACCAUUCUUUUCAAAUUUUGGAGCCAUUGUCACCUUUGCAAUUGGAGGGACCUUCAUUGCUUCUGUUGUAACAGGGAUUCUGGUCUACCUUGGUGGUUUAAUGUAUCUUACAUACAAACUACCCUUUGUCGAAUGUUUGAUGUUUGGUGCUCUUAUAUCAGCAACAGAUCCUGUGACUGUUCUAUCCAUAUUUCAGGAGCUUGGCACGGACACGAAUCUGUAUGCGUUGGUCUUUGGGGAGUCUGUGUUGAAUGAUGCAAUGGCAAUCUCCUUGUACAGGACAAUGUCAUUAGUGAGAAGCCAUAGUUCUUCAGAACAGAACUUCUUCAUGAUCAUUGUUAGAUUUCUUGAGACCUUUGUUGGCUCAAUGUCAUCAGGUGUUGGCGUUGGAUUUACCUCGGCUCUCCUUUUUAAAUAUGCUGGUCUUGACAUUGACAAUCUUCAGAACUUGGAGUGCUGUCUAUUUGUCCUCUUUCCAUAUUUCUCGUACAUGCUAGCAGAAGGACUUGGUCUCUCUGGUAUUGUUUCGAUAUUGUUCACUGGAAUUGUUAUGAAGCACUACACAUUCUCAAAUCUGUCAGACAAUUCGCAGCGGUUUGUGUCUGCUUUUUUUGACCUGAUAUCAUCAUUGGCUGAGACAUUUGUAUUUAUAUACAUGGGAUUUGAUAUUGCCAUGGAGCAACAUAGCUGGUCCCACAUUGGAUUCAUCUUUUUCUCAAUUUUAUUCAUUGUAAUUGCAAGAGCUGCAAAUGUUUUUGGCUGUGCGUAUUUGAUAAACUUGGUUAGACCAACGAACCGCAAAAUACCUUUGAAACAUCAAAAGGCGCUUUGGUACAGCGGACUUCGAGGGGCUAUGGCUUUUGCACUUUCAUUGCAAUCAGUUCACGAUCUUCCUGAGGGACAUGGUCAGACAAUAUUCACUGCAACAACUGCAAUUGUUGUUUUGACGGUCUUGUUGAUUGGAGGAUCAACAGGUACAAUGCUGGAAGCUCUAGAGGUUGUGGGCGAUGGACAUGAUGGAUCUUUAGGGGAAAGCUUUGAGGGCAACAAUGGCUAUAUAGCUCCUCCUUAUGAUGGGGAAUCAUCCUCAGGAAACAGGCUCAAAAUGAAGCUUAAAGAAUUUCACAAAAGCACGGCAUCAUUUACAGCAUUAGAUAGGAACUACCUCACUCCCUUUUUUACUUCUCAAAGUGGCGAUGAAGAUGAUGAGGGUAAGACAAAAAUCUUUUUAUACUCUUAGUAAAUGCCGUCAAGGAACUGGAAGAAUGGAUACCAUUGCAGCAGAUGAGCCUAUGAUUAGUUCUAGGAGAGGAGAUUAUCGCGGCCAUGACUGAAUAUCAAGCAGCAGAGAAUUUCUUCUGUUGCAAUCGGACAGACCUCAUUAUGGAAGCUAGGCUGUGGUCUUUCACAUCUCAUUGGCCGUGAGGAGCAUAUUAAGGGGAGAACCUGUCAAUUAGACAUUCUGACCAUACACAAAGUUAUAGUAUCGAGAUGGUUGUAGAUUUGUAAGUAGGAGAGAUAGAAUGUACACCAAUUGGUAGAUAAGAGGCAUAAAAGUGCAUGCUCAUCCAAGAACUAAUUUGUGCACGUGUUUGGAACUCUACUUGAUUUGGGAUUUGUUCUUUUCUGCUAGGUCAUUACAAAUGGGUAGCGAUAUUGCUAGAGCAAUAAUUUUCUAAAUGUGAAAACUAACCCUUACGAAGGUCAAUCCAUUUGUCCUUAUUUAUUAUGAUGAAUAAAUGAAACUUACUGA